Molecule: messenger RNA, 1604 nt
Organism: Musa acuminata AAA Group (dessert banana)
Lineage: Eukaryota; Viridiplantae; Streptophyta; Magnoliopsida; Zingiberales; Musaceae
Exons: 5
Coding region: 88-1476 (462 amino acids)
Source: RefSeq, a predicted model, not a curated record
UCCACUUUCCCGAAGACCACUUCGGCUACUUGGUUAUUUAUAGGAACAACACCGAGCGCAGACACGCGCAGAUUUGGAGGCGGAGGAAUGGCGGCGAGGAACGGGAGGUGGCAACCGCCGCCGGCGCCGACGAUACUCAAUCUGCCGCGGCUCCCCAGGAGGUCUCGUGCGGCAGCACCGCGAAAUCCGGGAUUGGACCGGAACGUCGGGGAUCUCCCGGACAGGGAGCGGAGUGCAAGGCCGCCGCCGCCCCCGCCGCAGGUGAUGAUGGUGGAGGCCGAGGCGACGGCCGCGGGCGAGAGCAGGGGGGACUCGGGUGGCGAGGAAAGGUGGCGGUUCCAGGCGGAGAUACUUCGAGCGGAGUGUAACUUCUUGAGAAUGGAGCGGGAGGUGGCGCUUCGGAAGCUCGAGAGGAACCGCACCGAGAUGGAGAUCGCAUUGAAAUCCGCCAUGGAAACCCUAGUCUCGGGGAGGAAGAAGAUCGAUGGGUGCGGAAGCGUAGGGACAGCAUUGGACGAGGAGAUCGAGGAACUGGAAGAGAAGCUGGAGGAGCUCAAGUUGGGGAAUAGCAACAGGCGGAAGAGGAGCACGGGAAGCUCGAGAAAGCUGCUGCGAGGUAGUUGCGGAGGAGACUUCGACCGGCGAGCGUUCAUGCUCCGGCGGCAACUGAAGAAGAUGGAGGAGGACACCAGCGUGAAGGACAUACAAGAGAUUUCUGUGCAAGCCUUCGCAAACAAAGGUCCAGAAGCAGAGCGGCAUCAACCAGAGGAUCACGACAUGGAGAAGCUGAGGAAGAAGAUGGAGGGCAUGUCCAAAGGGAUGUUGGAGAGGAUGGAGGAGUGCAGCUACUUGCUCUCUGCCAAAAGCAGUACCAUCACCACCACCACCACCACCACCAAAAGCGAGUGGAAUUGCAGCAGCCAACAAACAACUGGGAUCACUGAAGCAGCAGACAUGGUGGAGGAAAAGAUGGGGCUGCUGAGCUGCUGCAGUUGCAAGGAGGUGGUCGGGCGAAUAGUGCAGCAGGUGAGGGCCGAGACGGAGCAGUGGAGCGAGAUGCAACAGAUGCUGGAGCAAGUAAGGGUGGAAAUGGAGGAGCUCCGGUCCUCCAGAGACCACUGGCACCGACGAGCCAUCGCCUCCGAGAUCAACUUCCACUCCCAGCAUACGCAAAAGCUCGAGUGGAAGCAAAGGGCGAGAUCUUCCGAGCGGAAGGUGAUCGAGCUACAGAAACUAUCGAAAGAGCUGCAGCCACGGCGGACCAAGCUCCUCAAUGCCCCCUCGUCGUCAUCCCCUCUGCAGUCGGACCUACUACUGCCUGCAGAUCCACGAAGGGCGGUGAGAUCGCAUGACUCGUACAACGAGAAGGAGAAGCACGUUCUGGUGUGCCAUCUGAAGUCGCAGCACAACUCGAGUAGACGCUCGCCGUUGCAGGUCAUCGACAACAUUUCUCCACUUCUCAGACCAAGACGCUGAGCAUGGAGUUCGGGGUGAUGGGAGGCACGAACACAGACAUAUAGGGCGCAUGCAAUGAUCUUGAAUCCAGCAUGGUCGGGAGCAUGAUGUGAGAGAUGCCAAUUACAUGAGAACCACAUUGUUUGGCA